AUGGAUGAAGAAUUAAAUGUAACAUAUUUAAUUCUUGACGGAUAUGUGGAAGUUCACAAAUACAGGUAUCUUUAUUUUAUGGUUGUUUUUACUGUAUAUAUUCUAAUAAUCUGCAGUAAUUCUACUAUUGUGUACCUGAUCUGGAACCACCAAGACCUUCAUGAGCCUAUGUACAUUUUCAUUGCAGCCUUGUUACUGAACUCUGUUCUUUUCAGCACUAAUAUCUACCCAAAGUUGUUAGUUGACUUUUUAUCUGGAAAACAGAUCAUUUCUUAUCAAGCCUGUCUGGUUCAAUACUUUAUGUUUUAUGCUUUAGGUGGUUCAGAGUUCUUACUGUUGGCAGCCAUGGCCUAUGACAGAUAUGUGUCUAUAUGUAAACCUCUGCAAUAUCCAACUAUCAUGACAAAAAAAGCUAUCAUUAUGUUACUGGCUUUAUCUUGGCUUGCACCUGCAUUUCAGGUUAUGGGAGGAGUACUAAUGAGGACUAAUCAAAAACUCUGUAGCUUUACUUUGAAAGUCAUUUUUUGCAAUAACUCAAUUUACAAACUUCAGUGUGUGCCUUCAACAGCAAUAACUAUAUACGGUGUGUUCAUUUUGCUAAAUGUUGCAUAUUUUCCUUUGCUCUUUAUACUUUCUACAUAUGCAAAAAUAUACAUUAUAGCCUGUCGAACUUGCAAAGAAGUCAGAAAAAAAGCUAUAGAGACUUGUUUACCUCAUCUGCUGGUUUUAAUCAACUUUUCAUUGCUCUGCACAUAUGACAUUAUUGUAGUUCGACUUGAAUCUAGUAUUCCCAAAACUGCCCAUUUAAUAAUGACUUUACAGUUAAUCUUGUACCAUCCUCUCUUUAAUCCAGUCAUUUAUGGAUUAAAAAUGAAAGAAAUUUAUAAACACCUCAAGCAAAUGUUGCAUCUAGAGAAAAUGAACUAA
Molecule: messenger RNA, 927 nt
Organism: Monopterus albus (swamp eel)
Lineage: Eukaryota; Metazoa; Chordata; Actinopteri; Synbranchiformes; Synbranchidae
Product: olfactory receptor 6N2-like
Exons: 1
Coding region: 1-927 (308 amino acids)
Biological process (GO): detection of chemical stimulus involved in sensory perception of smell; G protein-coupled receptor signaling pathway
Cellular component (GO): membrane
Molecular function (GO): G protein-coupled receptor activity; olfactory receptor activity; odorant binding
Source: RefSeq, a predicted model, not a curated record